AUGGUCGCAGCCGGUCUGCUCGUUCUCUCCUCCCUCCUCCCCUUCGUCCUCGCACUCCCUACCGUUGAGCGGCUCCACGUGCUCAAGGCGCGCUCGGACGUUCCCAACGGCUUCUCGUGGAAGGCCAAGGCGGCGGAGACGCAGACACUCACCCUCCGCCUUGCGCUCACCCAGAGCAACACCACCGGGCUCCAGGAUGCGCUGUUCGACGUCAGCGACCCCAACAGCGAGAACUACGGUCACCACCUCUCCAAGGCCGAGGUGGACGCGAUGAUCGCGCCUUCGGUGGAGAGUGUGGAGAAGGUCACCGCGUGGCUGUCGAAGAACAACAUCACGGCGCAGACGACCUCGGACGCGGGCGACUGGAUGAAGAUCACCGUGCCCGUCGCGCAGGCGAACGCGCUCCUCAACGCGGACUUCAACGAGUACACGCACGACGGCUCCGCGUCGACCUCGGUCCGCACGCUCGCGUACUCCGUCCCCGACUCCGUCAAGGACCACAUCCAGUUCAUCUUCCCCACGACGCAGUUCAUCCCGCCCGUCAACCGCACCGGGCCGAUAUUCGAGGUCGCGGACCUGCCGCGGACCACGAAGCGUCGCCGCGCCGGCCGCUCGAAGCGUGCGGCGGUCCCUGCAGAGUGCGACACGCAGAUCACGCCCGAGUGUCUGAUCGCGAUGUACAACAUCCCGACGACGGCCUCCUCGGCGACUGGCAACAGCCUCGGAGUCGCGUCCUUCCUUGACGAGAUCGCGAACCAGGCUGACCUGACGGAAUUCAUGACGGUGCUCCGCCCAGACACCAAGCCAGGCACCUUCGACGUCGUGUCCAUCGACAACGGUAUUUCCGACGUCAACACCACUGGUACCACGGAGGCUACCCUCGACAUCCAGUACACCGUCGGCAUUGCCACCGGCGUCCCCACGACGUUCUUUUCCGUCGGUGACAAGACGCAAGACGGCGACUUGAGCGGCUUCCUCGACGUCAUCAACACGCUCAUCAAGGCCGACAGCCCUCCCCUUGUUCUCACCACCUCCUUCGGCUUCAACGAGGCUGCCUUCGAGGCGGAGCCCGAGCUUGCCAACAACCUGUGCAACGCCUACGCGCAGCUUGGUGCUCGUGGCACGUCCAUCCUGUUUGCUUCCGGCGAUGGCGGCGUUUCUGGAUCGCAAGCCAACAACGCAUGCAACGGCCGCGAGUUCCUUGCCACCUUCCCGUCUGGCUGCCCGUUCCUCACCUCCGUCGGCAGCACGCAGAACAUCAAGGAGACCGCCGCUGACUUCUCGUCCGGCGGCUUCUCGAACAUCUUCGCGCGCCCGAGCUACCAAGACAACGCGGUGUCCGGCUACCUCACCACGCUCGGGAAGACCAACGCGGGCCUCUUCAACACCUCCGGCCGCGCCUACCCCGACGUCUCCGCCCAGGGCGUGAACUUCGUGAUCGACAUCGCCGGCCGCGGCGCCGGCGUCUCCGGCACCUCCGCGUCCUCCCCCGUCUUCGCCGCCGUCGUCGCCCUCCUCAACGACGAGCUCCUCAACCAGGGCAAGUCCCCGCUCGGCUUCCUCAAUCCGCUCAUCUACCAGUCCGGCGCCGCCGCGCUCAACGACGUCACCACCGGCUCGAACCCCGGCUGCGGCACCCAGGGCUUCCCCGCCGCCGCGGGCUGGGACCCGGUCACCGGCUUCGGCACCCCCGACUUCACUAAGCUCCUCGCGCUCGUCACCGGCUCCGCGGUCUCGUCCGGCAACGGCACCGCCGCGUCGUCGAGCUCUGCGGCCGCGUCGAGCUCCGCGGCUGCGUCGGGCUCUGCCGCCUCCUCGGCUUCCGCGACCGGGACCUCCGCCGACGCGUCGAGCGCGGCUGCUACUUCCACCGACGCGUCGUCCGCGGCCGCGACUUCCACCGACGCGUCGAGCGCGGCUGCGACUUCUACCGACGCGUCGUCCGCGGCCGCGACUUCCACCGACGCCGCGGGCGCGGCCGAGACCUCCACCGAUGCUGCCAACACGGAUACCGCCGCUGCGGCUGAUACGAAGACCGUCACCUUGACGGUCACCGCGACUGUCACCGCGGGGGCUGCCGCGACCACAGGGAAGGGCCGGAAUGCAUCGAAGCACCACAACUGA
Epithele typhae is the source of this 2124-nucleotide messenger RNA. RefSeq names its product family S53 protease. The coding region runs from base 1 to 2124 and encodes 707 amino acids. Gene Ontology annotation, biological process: proteolysis. Gene Ontology annotation, molecular function: tripeptidyl-peptidase activity; serine-type endopeptidase activity. Lineage: Eukaryota; Fungi; Basidiomycota; Agaricomycetes; Polyporales; Epitheliaceae. The transcript has 6 exons. The record is from RefSeq and is a predicted model, not a curated record.